UAGUAAGUGGGCCAGUUGCCAUCGCGACGCAUUGGCAAGAUAUUGCCAGAAAAAGCCAUAAUGGGUCUCCUGACGCAGUUCUCUCUGCUCCUGUGGAAGAACUUCACUCUUCGGAAGAGACAAAAGGUGCGGCUGGUUGUAGAGUUGCUGUGGCCUCUGUUUCUCUUCUUCAUACUGGUGGGGGUGAGGUCUACCAAUAAGCCAAUUUUCAAAGGGCAAUGUCACUACCCAAACAAAGCAAUGCCAUCUGCUGGCGUGCUGCCCUGGCUUCAAGGCAUUAUGUGUAACAUCGAAAACCCCUGUUUGAACCACCCAACGCCAGGGGAGACGCCAGGCCAAGUUAAUAACUUCAACAACUCCAUAAUUGCUGGGAUGUUGAUAGAGCUACAGUCUGUCUUGGCAGACAGAUCUGUUCUCAGUGAGGUGGAGGUGCUGGCAGAUGAUGUCAACCAGUGGACGUCCGUCCUGUCUGAGGUUGACUCUGCUAAAGGUAAUCAGACAGUAAGAAGCAUUCUACGAGACAAUGAAACUUUCACCACCCAUCUGAAGGAGGAUUUGUUGGUUCCACCAGAUGUGGUCCAAAGCCUCAUGGAUGCUAAGAUUCAACUCAGUCCAAUGACGGGCAUUCCGCGGCCUGACAAUGUCAAGAGCAUCCUGUGCAAGGGGACAGAUCUGGAUGACUAUAUCCAAUUUAGCAGCCAAGCUGAGAGGGAGGCUUUUCAAAAUGUCAGCUGCUCCCUCACCCAACAGCAGCUGAUUAACACCCAGCAAGUCCUCCUACAAAACGUGAAUGUGAGGAAAGUGCUCUCAGGGCUCCCUUCAGCUCUGAACUCAAUCGACACAGAGGCACUAAUGAGGAAAACCACUGCAGACGCGCUACCACUGAUCGAGAGUGUGGUCAGGCUGCAGAACUCGGUGAACUUUAAGGCAGCGGAGUCCCUGAAUUUUAUAGAGGACAUGUUUGGAAGUGUUAACAUGCUGCUGUGUGGGAAGCAGCCUAACUACAACUCCACCAGCAUGACCUUCAGUUUCCCUUCACCUGCACAGAUGGCUAACAAUAUGUCAACUUCCAGCAUGGACAACAGUUCCGAUGCCUUUUGUCAGAUUCUCGUCGACACCCUGGAGGGCACACCUGGUCUGCGCUACAUUUGGAGCACCUUCAAGCCAUUAUUGCAAGGGAAGGUCCUCUAUGCACCUGAUACACCUGCUGCUCGCCUCCUGGUCAAAGAAGCAAACAGCACAUUUGAUUCCCUAGCCAUGUUAAAGGAGCUGGCUGAUUCUUGGGAUGAACUUGGCCCACGUGUCUGGGAUUUUCUGCAGAACAGCCCUCAAGUCAACACGAUGCGGACUCUGCUGGCGAAUCCCAUCUUUGCGGCUGCCCUCGACCAGCGCCUCGGCGGGACAGCAUGGACGGCGGAGCAGCUGGAAAACUUCCUGUACAACGGGCCUCCGGAAGACCGACCCCCUGGCAUGCCACCCUACGACUGGCGGGACGUUUACAACACCACCUCCCAAGUGAUGAAGCUCCUCUCCCAGUUCCUCGGCUGUUUGGAUUUGAACAAGUUCGAAGCAUCUGCGUCAGAGGCCCAUCUGGUGGAUAAAGCAUUGGAGCAUCUGAAAAAUGACACUUUCUGGGCGGGAGUUGUCUUUGAAAACCUCCAACCAGACUCAAGCCGCAUCCCUCCCUACGUCAAAUACAAAAUCCGGAUGGACAUUGAUGGGGUGGAGCGUACCAACAAGAUCGCAUCCAGGUCAUGGUCUCCUGGAGCCAGGGACAAUCCCUUUAACGACAUGCGCUACAUCUGGGGAGGCUUCGCCUACCUUCAGGACAUGAUGGACCACGCUGUCAUACGCCUACGAACGUCCAAGUCUCAGCCGCUUGGUGUUUUUGUCCAGCAAAUCCCAUACCCUUGCUUUGUGGAUGAUGCCUUCAUCCAGAGUAUUGGAGCCAUUCUUCCCAUGUUCCUGGUGCUGGCCUUCAUGUACUCUGUGUGCAUGACCAUCAAAAGCCUGGUGCUGGAGAAGGAGCUACGGCUCAAGGAGGUGCUGCGUGCUGUUGGCGUUCAAAACGGCGCCCUCUGGUCUGCCAGGUUCACAGAGAACAUAGUUCUGCUCACAGUCCCAUGCGCGCUCAUAAGUGUCAUGGUCAAGUACGGCAAAGUCCUGCAGUACAGCGACCCCUCAGUAAUCUUUGUCUUCCUGCUGGUGUUCUGUCUGGCCACCAUCUCCCAGUGCUUCCUCAUUAGCGUCUUCUUCUCCAAGGCCAAUUUAGCGGCAGCGUGUGGCGGCCUCAUCUUCUUCCUCCUCUACCUGCCGCAUAGCCUCUGCUACGCCUGGAGGGACGUCAUGGGUUUCGGGGCCAAGGUGGCUGUGAGCUUGCUGUCAUGCGUUGCCUUUGGCUAUGGGUGCGAGAACUUUUCCAAGUACGAGGAGCAAGGCAUCGGCAUCCAGUGGCACAACAUUGGCAGGAGUCCCCAGGAGGGAGAUCCCUACACCUUCAUCAUCUCCAUCGCCAUGUUGCUCGUUGAUGCUGUCUUAUACUGGGUGCUAACCUGGUACAUUGAAAAUGUCUUCCCAGGCCAGUACGGGAUUCCUAAGCCAUGGUACUUCCCGUUCACUUCAUCUUACUGGUGCGGGAUGACGCCAACGACUGAAAACGACCCCGAUCUCCUGACAGACUCCAGGGAACACAACGGAUACUUUGAAAGACCACCUCCCGGUGUAAAAGUGGGAGUGUCAAUUCGUAAUCUGGUCAAAAUCUACAAGACCGGGAAGAAGGUGGCGGUUGACGGCCUGAGCGUGGACUUCUACGAGAAUCAGAUCACAUCGUUCUUGGGCCACAAUGGAGCUGGAAAAACAACCACAAUGUCAAUUCUGACAGGACUGUUCCCACCUACAUCAGGAACAGCCCUCCUCCAGGGAUACGACAUCCGCACGGACAUAGACAACAUCCGGAAGUAUUUGGGAAUGUGUCCGCAGCAUAAUGUCCUAUUUGAUGAGCUCACUGUGGAGGAGCACAUUUACUUCUACUCCAGGCUGAAGGGACGCAGUCGCAGUGAGGUUGCCUCUGAGAUGGACGAUAUGAUUAAAGAUGUUGGUUUAACACACAAGCGGAAGGAUCUUGCAAAGAAUCUGUCGGGCGGCAUGCAACGAAAACUCUCCGUGGCCAUAGCAUUUGUCGGCGGAUCAAAGAUUGUCAUCCUGGACGAACCGACAGCAGGAGUAGACCCUUAUGCCCGCCGGGGGAUCUGGGAACUACUGUUGAAGUACAAACAAGGUCGCACCAUCAUUUUGUCAACACACCACAUGGAUGAGGCAGACAUCUUAGGAGAUCGCAUCGCCAUCAUCUCCCAAGGAAAGAUGCGAUGCUGCGGCUCCUCUCUCUUCCUGAAGAAGUGUUUCGGCAGUGGCUACUACCUGACUCUGGUCAGAGAUGGGACAGAAAAGAUGACCAGUCAACGAAAAGACAUCGCACAAAGUCUGUUUAAGGAGGAAAAAACGGAGACAGACCGUCCUUUCAGCAGCAGCCCAGACGAUGGCUUCGGCAGUCAGACGUGGGACAAGUCUGACCCAACAGAUCUUACCUCUGUGACUCAGCUUGUGCGCCACCAUGUACCCGAAGCAGCCUUUUUGGAGAGCAUCGGUCAGGAAAUCACUUUCAUCCUGCCCUACAGCGGAGCCAGAGACGGGACCUUUGCCACACUCUUCCACAAGCUUGACCUCGCCAUAGCUGACCUUGGCCUGACCAGCUAUGGUAUCUCUGACACCACCCUGGAGGAGAUAUUUCUAAAAGUGGCAGAAGAUACCGGCGUGGAUGAAGAAAUACCACCAGCAAAGGAGCCAUUGGUUAGAGACUGGAAAAGGAGCUCUCGCGAAUCUAAGAGGAACAGCGUCGCCAGCGUCCGCGCCAAAUCAGAGCACAACGGGAGGAGUGAAAUAAGGGAAAAAAUUUCAAACAAAGUGGAAGAUUUUAGGGAAGGUGCCAGCCUGAAUGGAAGAGGAUCCAUGGUCAUCACUGGUUGGAAGCUGAUCAGAAGGCAGUUUCUGGCACUCUUCAUCAAGCGCUUCCACCACGCCCGAAGGAGCCGCAAGGGACUCAUUGCACAGGUGGUCUUGCCCGCUUUCUUCGUGUGCCUGUCUUUGAUCUUCUCCCUCAUCGUCCCGCCCUUCAGAGAAUACCCAAGUCUGGAGCUACAGCCAUGGAUGUACGGUCUGCCCCAAACCAUGUUUUAUAGCAACGACAUGCCAGAAAAUGUGGAGGUGUCCAAGGUGGCAGAAACUUUAUUGAACAACCCUGGUUUUGGGACCCGCUGUAUGCAUGGAGAUCCAAUACCAGGUCUACCAUGCUCACCAGCUCACUCGGACUGGUUUACUCCAUCGGUGGAUCAGUCAGUCACGGACAUCUUCCUCAACGGCAACUGGAGCAUGUCUAACCCCUCGCCGUCCUGCCAGUGCAGCACUCCUAAACGAACGAUCAUGUUACCCGACUGUCCUCCCGGAGCAGGAGGUCUCCCUCCACCUCAGAGAGUCCAGAACACGACAGACACUUUGCUGGAUUUAACCGGACGGAACAUGACGGACUUCUUGGUCAAGACGUUUGAGGACUCGGGUAAAAAAAGGUACGGAGGCAUUUCUGUGGGAGGAGUCAACUCACAAGUCCGUCUGACGGAGCCAGAAAUCGAGGAUGUCUUCAGAGAUUUAAAAGGCCUGCUUAACUCAUCACAGGAUAACGUCACUGAUCAGACCCUGCAGAAUGCCGAGACGGUGCUGAAGAAGCUGGGAACCAGGGACAAUGUCAAGGUGUGGUUCUACAAUCAGGCAUGGCACAGCAUGGUAUCAUUCCUAAGUGUGGCUAGCAACGGCAUCCUGAGAGGAAAUCUGCCCGUGGGAGAGGAUCCACGGCUUCAUGGCAUCUCUGUUUCUAAUCACCCUCUAAACCUCACUAAAGAGCAGCUCUCUUCAGUGGCCAUGGCCACGACCUCUACAGACGUGGUGGUGUCCAUCUGUGUUAUUUUCGCCAUGUCCUUCAUCCCCGCCAGCUUUGUCCUGUUUCUCAUCCAGGAGAGGGUGAGCAAAGCCAAGCAUCUGCAAUUUGUCAGCGGCGUAAACCCGACCAUCUACUGGUUAACCAACUUCGUCUGGGAUAUGUGUAACUACAUUGUACCCUGCUUCAUUGUGAUCGUGAUCUUCCUCUGCUUCCAACAAAAAGCCUACGUCUCACCGCCCAACCUGCCUGCUUUGAUUCUGCUCCUUGUUUUUUAUGGGUGGGCCAUCACACCCAUGAUGUACCCCGCCUCCUUCAUCUUCAGCGUGCCCAGCACAGCGUACGUGGUGCUGACCUGCGUCAACCUCUUCAUUGGCAUUAAUGGCAGCGUGGCCACCUUCAUCAUGGAGCUCUUCGACGAUGAUAACAUCUCCCGCAUCAACGACAUUGUGAAGCAGGUGUUGCUGAUAUUCCCCCAUUUCUGUCUGGGCAGAGGCCUGAUUGACAUGGCCAAGAACCAGGCGAUGGCGACGCUUUUCAUCGGUUUUGGGGAAGAUCGUUUUAAGGACCCACUGAGCUGGGAGAUGGUGGGAAAAAAUCUCCUUGCCAUGGCUAUUCAGGGACUUGUGAUGUUCAUCGUUACCAUCCUCAUCCAGUACAAGUUCUUCUGCAAACCGAGGCUCAUUUCAUCGAAGCCGUCGGCUACAGAGGAGGAGGAGGAUGUUGACGUUGCCCGGGAACGCCAGAGACUGUAUGAAGGCAAAGCUCAGAAUGACCUGUUGAGGAUUUGUGACCUCACCAAGGUAUACCCUGGGAAGAGCACCCCUGCUGUGGACCGACUAUGCGUUGGCGUGCCUGCUGCAGAGUGUUUCGGCUUGCUGGGGAUCAACGGCGCAGGGAAAACCACAACUUUCAAGAUGCUGACGGGAGACAUCCCGGUCUCCAGCGGAGAGGCCUUUCUAAACGGAUACAGCAUACGGACAGAAAUGGGUCAUGUUCACCAGAACUUGGGUUACUGCCCCCAGUUUGAUGCCAUUGAUGACCUUCUGACCGGACGAGAGCAUCUGGAGUUGUACGCUCGGCUGAGAGGGGUACCAGAAUCAGAGAUUUCCAUGGUGGCCGAGUGGGGGAUUAAGAAGUUGGGGCUGAUCAAGUACGCCAACAAGUCAGCAGGAACCUACAGCGGUGGGAACAAACGCAAACUUUCCACAGCGAUGGCCCUGAUCGGGUGUCCGCCAGUGGUCUUCUUGGAUGAACCAACCACCGGGAUGGACCCUAAAGCCAGACGCUUCCUGUGGGACUGCAUCCUGAGUGUCAUCAAAGAGGGACGCUCAGUCAUUCUCACAUCGCACAGUAUGGAGGAGUGUGAAGCGCUGUGCACUCGCAUGGCCAUCAUGGUCAACGGUCGCUUCAAGUGCCUCGGAAGCAUCCAGCAUCUAAAGAACAGAUUUGGUGAUGGCUACACGGUGAUCGUACGUGUCGGCGGCUCCCCUCCUGCUCUCAAGCCAGUCGAGGACUUUGUCCAUGAGACGUUCCCAGACAGCAUUCUCAAGGAGAAACACCACAACACGCUCCAGUACCAGUUCCCGUACACACAGGGAGCGUUGGCCAACAUCUUUGGCCAGUUCACCAGCCAUCAGCACCGGCUGGGCGUGGAGGACUACUCCGUGUCCCAGACCACUCUGGAUCAGGUCUUCGUGAACUUUGCACAGCACCAGCACGGGGAGGACGACUCUCGGGCCUACAGCAACCCAGUUGACAUCGCAGAUGAGCUGCCCCUGAAGUCGCUGCAGACCUCCCUGGAAGCAGAGAAGGUUUAAGGGGGGAUAAAAAUGAGUGCCUCGUACUUGAAUGGAUCGGCAAUACAUCCCAAAUAAGUUUAGAUUAGUUUGAUUACUUCUGAAGCUGCAAGACAGAUUGUUUUGUUAAAUCAACCAAAGUAUCUAAUGACACGUCGUGGUCGGUUGCGACAAUAUUUACAGCGAUGUUUCCAACAGACUUCUGAUAUUGAUCUCCAAUCAGACAGACUUACAGGGAGCAGGACAUGUUGUGCUCCUGUAAAGUGCAUUCAACCGUCUGUGGGUGUAACAGUCUGACCGCACGGCACGCACACAGCCGACAUUCUAAGUGGGUAAGAUUGUGUUCUUCAAAUAAAAAAAAAAAAAAAGGAAACUGUGACUUCACCAGUUUAAACAUAGAAAUAGAAAUGUGUGGUUGGUGUAAAGAGGAUUCUCCUUUACAUGAGAGGUUUUGCUUCUUUCUUUAUCUUCAUAUCCAAUUAAAUAAUUUUUUUUGUUUAGGUCCUGCUGAAUAUUAGGAUUUUCUAAAAGUGUGUCUCAGUGUAUGAACGUUGCUUGUUGAAUAAAAAAGCCAUACCACCUAAUAUAUUAAUUUUACCCGCAGAUCAGUCGAGUUACCCGACUGGUCCUUUAAUAUUUUAUACAUUUUUAAAUGUAAGAUAAAUGCCAAAGAUGACUAUAAUUGAGAAGUGUGCCGUACGUUAGCAUAUGAAUAGAUAAUCCAAUCCUUUUUUUUUUCCUCAAAGGGUUAACAAACAGAAAGGAGAAAAAAAAAACACAGAUGUUUGUUUUGAGAUUUGUUGCUGAUCAUUAUACAACUCAGGGCUGGUCUAUGGGCCAAAUCUUUCGUUGCAUGCAUAACAUAUCGCAAAACAUGUAGGAUACCUCAGCCUUGACUUUCAAUGAAAUGUUAUUUUUUUACAUGUAUCAUUUGGGAGAAUGCAAUUCUACUGGUUAUGUUGCAAACACUUUAUUUAGAGAUGGGAAUGAUGAGGCAACACUAUUGCCUAACUGCACUAGACAACGGCUUCAGCCAUGCAUUGCAUUGGUUUGACAGGCACUCCAAUAAUAACUUAAAGAUAAAAAUGAAUAGCGGUUCUGAGAUGUAUUUGUUUUGAAUGCUUGAACGAGCCCCUAAUUAACUGAAAACGUCGAGAGACUGACUGGGGGGUUACUGCAAAGUGAGCUGGGUGUCAGCGUGUUCGUUCUGUAAGCAGGACACCGCAUCCUUUGUGUGUCCCCCAAAGUUCACGGGCAGCACUUCCCAGAGCUCCUGAUGCUGCUUUAAAAGCAGCAGUCCCUCAUGUUAGCGGCCAUAUGUUAAGUUAGGUUUUUAUAGAAUCACUUUGAGAUGUAUAUGAGUAUGUAAACUUACAUUUAGAAGUUUAAUUCAUGUUUUUCUAAUUUAUUUCUGAGGGAAUUAUUUCUGUUAUAUUGGUCUAAAUGUGCUUAGUAUGUUUUUUUAAAAAGGAUGCUGGUUUAAGUUCCCAGAUGAUGUAUGGGACUUACCAUUCUAUACAGAAAUGUGCCCUUUAAACACAAACAAUCUGAUACCUCUGUAAAACAACGUGAUGAUCCUGAUUGGAUUUGUUGUGUCAGAAUAAAAGCUAAUUUAUCCUUAA
Fundulus heteroclitus (mummichog) is the source of this 8405-nucleotide messenger RNA. Its product is annotated as phospholipid-transporting ATPase ABCA1. Lineage: Eukaryota; Metazoa; Chordata; Actinopteri; Cyprinodontiformes; Fundulidae. Gene Ontology annotation, molecular function: ATP binding; lipid carrier activity; ABC-type transporter activity. The record is from RefSeq and is a predicted model, not a curated record. Bases 61 to 6804 code for a protein of 2247 amino acids. Gene Ontology annotation, cellular component: intracellular membrane-bounded organelle; membrane. Gene Ontology annotation, biological process: transmembrane transport; lipid transport. The transcript is spliced from 49 exons.